Molecule: messenger RNA, 1758 nt
Organism: Chinchilla lanigera (long-tailed chinchilla)
Lineage: Eukaryota; Metazoa; Chordata; Mammalia; Rodentia; Chinchillidae
Gene: Thy1
Product: Thy-1 cell surface antigen
Exons: 4
Coding region: 134-619 (161 amino acids)
Source: RefSeq, a predicted model, not a curated record
UCCUCUCCCCCACCCCUGGUGAAAACUGCGGGCUUGGUGCAGGGUGCAGCAACUGGAGGCGGCAGCAUCGCGUCCCGAGGAGGGUGCAGCGGCAGAGGACAGGGUCCAGAUCCAGGACAGACCUUUUGGCACCAUGAACCCAGCCAUCGGCAUCGCCCUCCUGCUGGCAGUCUUGCAGGUGUCCCGAGGGCAGAAAGUGACUAGCCUAACAGCCUGCCUGGUGAACCAGAACCUUCGUCUGGACUGCCGCCAUGAGAAUACCACCACUCUGCCUGUCCAGUACGAGUUCAGCCUGACCCGUGAGAAAAAGAAGCAUGUGCUCUUUGGCACUAUGGGGGUGCCUGAGCACGCAUACCGCUCCCGGACCAACCUGACCAGCAAUUACAACAUCAAGGUUCUCUACUUAGCCAACUUCACCUACAAGGACGAGGGGACCUACACGUGCGAACUCCGCAUCUCUGGCCAGCCAUCCGCCCCCAACUAUAGGAAUGUCUCUGUGAUCAGAGACAAACUGGUCAAGUGUGAAGGCAUAAGCCUGCUGGCGCAGAAUACCUCGUGGCUGUUGCUGCUCCUGCUCUCGCUCUCCCUCCUCCAGGCCACAGAUUUCAUUUCCCUGUAACUGGAUGGGCCCAUGGAGGACACAGGAAGCCUCAAGGCCCAGUGCAGAGAUCCUGCUUCUCUGAGCUGGCUCACCCCUUCCCCAAACCCCUACACAUACUGGGGAGAAAAACAGACCCCAUUCCCAAUGAAGAACCCCAGUGCUGCAUGCAAUCAUCUACCCACAUCCCCCUCUCUGCACACCUCUGGCUGUCUUUUUGUACUCUGUCCCAGAGCUGCUUCUACCUGUUUUAUUUAGGGGUUAUCCUUCCUUUUCUUUGGGAGUGUGACAAGGAAAGCCAGGACAGGGGAUCUGACAGGGAGUGAGGGUAUGUGAUGGGGAGUGGAGUGGGGGUUGAACCUGAGGGAUGAUCAUCCUUGUCCACUGGGACCAGAAGCCUGGGAGGAGGAGGAAGUGGGUGUGUCUGGGCCUAGCCCAGAUGUACUCUGUGCUGAGACCUCCAGACCCCAGGUGUGAGGGCGCCACGAGCGUGUGAGACAUGUCACAUGAAGGUGAGAAGUGAGUGUCUCCAGGAGCAUUCUCAGCCACAGCAGAAAACUCCCUCCGGCUACUAUAGAAGUCCCCUAGGGCCUUGGGCCAGGGGUGCUGCCCACUGAGGAUACAGACUCAGCGGGAAGCAGCAGCACUAAUACAAGAUUGGCGGGGAGAUAGUGAGGGUCUAUCAGCUGGCUGUCCCCACCUAAGGAAGCUGAAAAUGUGAGCCUGCUGUCCUUCACUGCAGCACCACCAGUUGAGAGUGACAGCAGGAGACAGUGCCCCCAGCUGUCCCAGGCUCCCAAAAGCUCUGUCCCACAGACUCAAAGUCAGUGGGAUACCCAGAGCCCCACAGAAUUUGCAUCAAUUUUCCAAGGGAAGUUCUUGCUCACCCAUCACUCCCAGCCUCUGCCGGCUGGGCCCCAAGCCUCAAAACAGCCACUGCCUCCCAGGCCUAUCUCCUCAGAGACUUCAGGGGGCCUGAGGCAGGCCUUGAGUGACACCCCAGGUGGCACACUCCUUGGGAGAUAGUGUUUUCCAAUACCCAGCCCCCCCACCCCUGGCGGCUCUGCCUGUCCUGUGACUGUGUGUAGUGCCACCACAGCUACUGGCAUCUCAUUGAGGAAAAAGAAAACUGCACAAUAAAACUCGGCCUCUGGAGUCUA